GUUGCUCAGCCGGAGCCUAGGAUUGUCAGAGGACCCCAUAAAAGGACUCUCCAUCAUGGUGAUUGAGGAGUGGAAGAAGAGUGGCAUUGCCACCAAGUUCCCAACAUACCGAAAUUCCGCUUUGGUCACUACACACAGUUGGCAGAAAGGGAAGCGCGAGGACGAUCAGGCGGAAGGACUAUGGCGCAUAAACGAUGGCAUCUACGACUUUACGGAGUUCAUUGACAAGCAUCCUGGCGGUUCCUUUUGGAUACGCGAGACGAAGGGCACCGAUAUUACGGAGGCCUUUGAGGCGCACCAUCUGACCACGGCUCCCGAGAAGAUGAUCGCCAAGUACUGGGUGAGAGAUGCUGCGGAGCCUAGGAUCUACACAUUGACCCUUGAUGAGGGUGGGUUCUACAAGACCCUCAAGGAGCGGGUGCGUAAGGAGCUGAAAACCAUCGACAAGACACCAAAGCGCAAGAGUGAUUUAAUCCACUUCGGCGUGCUAGUGUCCUUGUUCCUGUUUGCGAUCAUCAGUGCCAAGUACAAGAGUUUGGUGGCUUUGAUCCUGGCGGGUGUAGCGCUCUGCUGGACCGUGAUAGUAUCGCACAACUACUUCCAUCGUCGCGACAAUUGGCAGAUGUACGCCUUCAACCUGGGCCUGAUGAACUUCGCUUCCUGGCGCGUCUCACAUGCCAUGUCCCACCACAUCUAUCCCAAUUCGUAUAUGGACCUGGAGCUGUCCAUGUUCGAGCCACUGCUCUGCUGGAUUCCCAAUCCACAAAUCAAGAGCAAGGCCAUGCGUUACGUGUCCUGGGUGACGGAGCCGGUGGCCUAUGCCCUGGCAUUUUUCAUACAGAUUGGCACUCGAAUUUUCUACUCGUUCCGCCACACGAAUAUCAUGUACUGGCACGAUCUGCUGGCGCUUAGCAUACCCCUUUCCAUCUACCUGGGCACGGGCGGUACUGUGGGCCUGCUUUCCUGUCUGCGCACAUGGUUGGCAAUGACGUCGAUAGCUAGCUUCAGCUUCUGCCUUAUCGGACUGAAUGCGGCGCAUCAUGAUCCGGAAAUCUAUCAUGAGGGAGAUACGAAUCGAGAGGAUCGCGACUGGGGCCUAUUCCAGGUGGACACGAUCAUCGAUCGCGGUGAUCUCAAGGGGUCGCAGUUCUUGGUCCUCACCCACUUCGGCGAUCACGUGCUUCACCAUCUUUUCCCUACCCUCGAUCAUGGUCUCCUGCCAGCCCUCUAUCCGGUGCUCCUCCAAACUCUCGACGAGUUUAAGGGUCACCUGCGCGAAUGCAAUCACAUUGAGCACAUGAUUGGACAGCACAAACAGCUGUUGCGCAUCCAACCCAAUCCUAAGCCACCCGGUGCGGGAAAGAAAGAAAUUUAGAUGAUAUUUUAUCCAUCAAUAUCUUUAGAUAUGUAUGUACAUAUGAGGUUGCAGUCAUAGACUGUAAAUUGUACAGUCGUUGUAAAUCAAUAAAUCAAUCAAUUUUAGGAAUAUA
Drosophila persimilis is the source of this 1490-nucleotide messenger RNA. Its product is annotated as cytochrome b5-related protein. The record is from RefSeq and is a predicted model, not a curated record. The transcript is spliced from 3 exons. Lineage: Eukaryota; Metazoa; Arthropoda; Insecta; Diptera; Drosophilidae. Gene Ontology annotation, molecular function: heme binding. The coding region runs from base 56 to 1375 and encodes 439 amino acids. Gene Ontology annotation, cellular component: mitochondrion. Gene Ontology annotation, biological process: lipid metabolic process.